This is a messenger RNA of Penicillium atrosanguineum, 1749 nucleotides long. RefSeq names its product heat shock factor family protein. The transcript is spliced from 5 exons. Gene Ontology annotation, biological process: regulation of DNA-templated transcription. Gene Ontology annotation, molecular function: DNA-binding transcription factor activity; sequence-specific DNA binding. Lineage: Eukaryota; Fungi; Ascomycota; Eurotiomycetes; Eurotiales; Aspergillaceae. The coding region runs from base 1 to 1749 and encodes 582 amino acids. The record is from RefSeq and is a predicted model, not a curated record.
AUGAGUGGUCUAGCCGAUCCUCCAUCCUCUAGGCACACCUUCACCGGAGCUCCCGACGCUCGCGGUAAGACACGAAAACUCCCGGUCCUUCCUUCCUCCGCGCACCACUCCGCCGGCGCAAUGGAGAUCACACCCCCUUCUUCUGGACCAACAGGCAUAGCUGCCGUUCACAGUAGCCCCGGUGGCGACCGGGGGAUCAAUAUCAAUGGCCCCGAAGCCGGGAACACGAGCAAUCCCCCCAACCCGGCCAUUGGGGCCGCAGCCGCAGCUCAGCAACCCAAAGUGGUGCAGACUGCCUUUAUCCACAAGCUAUACAACAUGCUUGAAGAUGGUGGCAUCCAACACCUUAUCUCUUGGUCAAGCACCAAUGACAGCUUUGUCAUGUCUCCAACCUCGGAGUUCUCUAAAGUCUUAGCCACAUACUUCAAGCACACCAAUAUCUCGUCGUUCGUCCGACAACUGAACAUGUACGGAUUUCACAAAGUGAGCGAUGUGUUUCACACGGGAUCUCCGGACUCUGCAUUGUGGGAGUUUAAGCAUGGAAAUGGCAAUUUCAAACGGGGCGACUUGGUUGGUCUCCGAGAGAUCAAACGACGUGCAUCACGACAUGCCUUGAUUCACCGUGACUCGUUCCCUGGUCAUAAGGCUGCUCCAUCACAACCGGGUACCCCAGCGGAACCCGUUCCUGAUGCCACUGAAGCUCGACUCAUGAACCUUGAACACACUUUAUAUGAUAUGCACAAUCGCUUAGCUCGUGCGGAAGAAGGCAAUGUUGCGCUUAGUUCCCGAUGCCAGAGCAUGGCUGAGGGGCUUGCAAAAUGCUAUCAUUGGACCCAUUCUAUUUCUCGCUUCCUCUCCGCAGUGGUCCCUGACAGGGAAUCUCCUCUAUACCGUGACAGUAUGGAAGCCCCGUCUCCCCGUAUUGCCAUUGACGAAAGUUCACUAACACCGAGUUUAGUCUCGAGCAUGCAAAGGGAAGUCGAGAAGCACCUGGAAGCAGUUCGCGCCAUGGAAACUGCCUCUGACACUCUAAUGCCACCCCGCCAACCGUUUUUUGGGAAUUUGCCAGGAGAGGGUGGACCGCCAUUGUCCCCUCGUCAAUUACCCCAAGAUGAUAGUCGACGGCCGUCCAUGAUGGACCCCUCUCGAACGAACAUGAUUCGACCUCCUGUUCCGCCGCAUCUUGCGUCACCUCGUCGAUAUGGUUCCAUCGGAGGCGCCAAUGCACCACCUAAUUAUAAUCGACCGCAGGCUCCUCCAAUUGCACCGCAACAACCAACACCCCAUCCUCUAUCAAUCUCCACACCCCCGGGGCCUAACCUUGGCCGUCGUCAUACGUUUGCCGACAUUCGGCAAGCCGACUGGCCUCCAUCUGGAACCUCUCCUUUCCCACCUGGCAACGCUGGAAGUGGUCCAUGGCCCUCAUCCCCGAACCGGGCACCGGCUUCUAGUGAUCAGCAAGUCCGGGAUGUUCUCGCCCAGUACGAGAUGGGUGCACCACGACGUCUUCAGGAUCAAUCCCGUCACGCAACCCCACCAGCUGGCGCCGAGCCAUCUCCAUCGAUGCUCAGCGCAGACAACGGCUGGACGCUGGGAGGAUCUCGAUAUCAUCGUCAAGAAUCAUCCCUGCCAGCCACCCGCCGCUCUAGCAUGGCUAGCAAUGUCCACUCGCUUCUGAAUCCCGCUGAUACUGCCGAACGCCCCGAUGAGGAACAGCAGGAGGAUCGCAAGCGGAAGCGCCUGGAGUAA